GCUGCAGAUUGCGAAAAAAGACGGAAGACUACAAUGGAAAGGCGACACUUCUAUACUCAUCUCUACUCCUGGCUUUUGUUAUACCGCGCAUGCGCAGAACAGUGCAGCAAUAACGGAAUGCAAACGGAAUAUGACACUUACCUUGGAGGUCACGUGAUGGAAAGGCGACCAGGCCUUGGUGUCGAGGGCUGUACAUUCGCUUGCCUUGACCAUGCCGACUGCAGAAGCAUCAACAUCGACCUGACGACCCACAUGUGUGAGCUGAACAAUGCAACCAAGGAAGACUUCCCGGAGCACUUGACACGAAGGCCCAGGUCCCUCCACUCCACGAACGACUUCAGCAAUAAGCCAUUUUUUGAAGCCUCGUGCGGUGAUUGGCUGAAGCGUGAUCCAAACCUAAAAUGCGGCUAUUACUGGGUCAAAACAAAACGGAAGAAAACACUAGCGUACUGUGAUAUGGAGAGAUUUGGUGGCGGGUGGACGCUGGUUGUGACCAUCAGCGCCAUGAAAAGCGAUCAUCUCCAGAGAGCGGAGAACAACUGCGCAGACUCCACCACCUGCGUCAUCUUCACCGAGACCGACAUCCCGGGAAGGAAGCUCUCCGAUGAAGACAUUCUUGACAUCGUCGGAACCGAUGGCGUAUUUAUGGUAGAGACGGCGUACAGUCCGAUGGCAAAGAGUGGCAGCAAGAACAAGGAAACGGUGUUUUACAAGAUUCCCAGUGGGUCAAACAACUUCAACUCGUCUUGCCGGUACACAGUUUAUCCAUUCUUACAAUAGACCUUUAUGGGCAACAGAGCACAAGAGUACGUCCUCAAUAUUUGACAGUUUUGAUAAUGGAGAGUGUGGUAGCCAAUGGUACUCAAGUCAAAUGGCCAAGCGAAUGAUGUAUGGUAAACAUGGACUUCAUGGAAUAUUCAACAUGCGGCAAGGCUAUCUCUGGGUGAAGUAGUUAGCACAGGGAAAUCUAUAGUGAUCUACAUCCAGUAGAGCACAGGGAAAUCUAUAGUGAUCUACAUCCAGUAGAGCACAGGGAGAUCUAUAGUGAUCUACAUCCAGUAGAGCAAAGGGAGAUCUAUAGUGAUCUACAUCCAGUAGAGCACAGGGAGAUCUAUAGUGAUCUACAUCCAGUACAGCACAGGGAGAUCUAUAAUGAUCUACAUCCAGUAGAGCACAGGAAGAUCUAUAGUAAUCUACAUCCAGUACAGCACAGGGAGAUCUAUAGUGAUCUACAUCCAGUAGAGCACAGGAAGAUCUAUAGUGAUCUACAUCCAGUAGAGCACAGGGAGAUCUAUAGUGAUCUACAUCCAGUACAGCACAGGGAGAUCUAUAGUGAUCUACAUCCAGUAGAGCACAGGGAGGUCUAUAGUGAUCUACAACCAGUAGAGCACAGGGAGGUCUAUAGUGAUCUACAACCAGUAGAGCACAGGGAGAUCUAUAGUGAUCUACAUCCAGUACAGCACAGGGAGAUCUAUAGUGAUCUACAUCCAGUACAGCACAGGGAGAUCUAUAGUGAUCUACAUUCAGUAGAGCACAGGGAGGUCUAUAGUGAUCUACAUCCAGUACAGCACAGGAAGAUCUAUAAUGAUCUACAUCCAGUACAGCACAGGAAGAUCUAUAGUGAUCUACAUCCAGUA
Molecule: messenger RNA, 1637 nt
Organism: Nematostella vectensis (starlet sea anemone)
Lineage: Eukaryota; Metazoa; Cnidaria; Anthozoa; Actiniaria; Edwardsiidae
Exons: 8
Coding region: 34-780 (248 amino acids)
Molecular function (GO): oligosaccharide binding
Source: RefSeq, a predicted model, not a curated record